CACUGCAAUCAAUCCCCCGCCUCUGACACGGUUUGGUCAUACUGAACUUCAGCAGCCAGUUUAGAUAUACUCAACUUGUUGUAAACAUACUAUGAGACGUACUUAGAUUAAUCACAGCCCCCACCGUGCGACGAGUUUAUUCAUACUUGAAUCAAGUCGUUUAUAAAUACACCGUAAAGCGCCCAGCUGAGCGGUGUGAAGUUAUCUGUGCUUGCUCGUUGAGAUGUCAUGUACGCUGGUUAGCCCCUCUGGAGUUCGGGUGUGUCUGGAGAAUGGGCGAGCUGUGAUUCUGGGCCGAGGACCAGACACCGCAGUGACCGACAGGAGAUGCUCCAGGCACCAGGUGAAGGUGGUUGCAAGCUAUGCAGACCAGAAUGCGGUUGUUACUCAGCUGGGUCCAAAUCCCACUUUCCUGGACGAUGUGCAGCUGGGCCGGGGACAGUCUGGUAAACUCGCUCAUGGAGGCACCCUUUACCUGGUUAACCAGAACCAUCCAUUUAAACUGCACUACUCCCUGAGCUCAAAUGGCGCAGCCUCCGGCUCUGAACAGAAAGGACUAAAAGCCACCGAUAAGUCAAAAGGAGGAAGAACCGGGAGAGAAAAAGAGGCACAGCUGAGCCUAAAUCCCAAGCGUAGUAUCAAGGAUUUUUUUUCUACAUCUCCCAUGAAGCCAUCUAAAAGACAACUGAGCCCAGAGAGGGGCCAUCCUGAGGUGAAGCGCCAAAGAAGAGAUGAGGAAGCCUCAGACAGACAGAUGAAGGAGGAGGAGGAGGAGAGGCUGGCAGAGGAGAAGCUCAAGCAGCUGCAGGAGUUGGCGGAGAGGUCUAUGACAGAGGGGAGUAACAGCACCCAGCCCUCAUCAUCGGCAUCAUCUGUGUCAGUUUUAAAGGGCUGCCUAAAAAGUAACUGGCAGGAAAUAGGCAACUUGAUGAUUUACACUGCUGCAGGUGUCAAAGGGAGUGACAAGAUUGCUGGGUUUGACAUAGAUGGUUGCAUUAUCACCACCAAGUCUGGUAAAGUCUUUCCAACUGCACCAGAUGACUGGAAGAUUCUGUACCCUGAGAUCAAGCCAAGACUUGCCAGCUUGCUCAAGAAGGGAUACAAGUUGUUCAAGUGUACGCCUGCUCUCUUUCUGCAGGUGGUAUUCUUCACCAACCAAAUGGGGAUUGCUAAAGGUAAACUGAGACCAGAAGUUUUCAAGUCUAAAGUGGAAGACAUCCUCACCACACUGCAGCUGGCUGUGCAGGUGUUUGUAGCAGUUGGUCCUGGUGUCUACAGAAAGCCAGUGAUGGGAAUGUGGAAUCACUUGUGUGACAAGGCAAAUGAUGGCGUGACAGUUGACCAGACACAGAGUUUUUAUGUGGGAGACGCUGCAGGUAGACCGGAAAACUGGGCUCCAGGGAAGAAGAAGAAAGAUUUCUCUUGCAGUGACCGAUUGUUUGCACUGAACAUUGGGUUGCAGUUCCACACCCCUGAAGAGUAUUUUUUGGGCUGGAAGAAUGCACCCUACAACUUGCCUAAUUUUGACCCUAGGAGGAUUGACUGCAAUGCAAGACUCUAUGACCCUCCGUCUGCCUCUCUAACUUCCAGCCAGACAGAAGUCAUUGUCGCCGUGGGUUUCCCUGCAUCGGGCAAAUCCACCUUCUUCCAGACGCACAUCAUUCCGAAAGGCUACGUGUAUGUCAACAGGGACACACUUGGUUCAUGGCAGAGCUGCGUGUCGGCAUGUGAGCGCGCUCUGAAAGAGGGCCGCAGCGUCGCUGUGGACAACACCAACCCAGACCCGGAAUCUCGCAAACGCUAUGUGGAUGUGGCCAAGGCCGCCGGCGUGACCUGCCGCUGUUUCCACUUCUCAGCCUCUCUGGAGCAGGCCAAACACAACAACAGGUUCCGUGAGAUGGCUCCAUCGGACAUUAAACACGCCAAGGUCAAUGACAUGGUUUUCCACAGCUACAAGAAACACUUUGUGGCACCUUCUCUCUCUGAGGGAUUCUCCGAGAUCCUCCAGAUCCACUUUGUCCCGAAAUUCAAACACAGCCAAUCAGAAGCCCUGUUCCGGCAGUUUUCUGAGGGCUGAUAGGACAGAUGGCUUUCUAACAACUGUUACUCCUAACACUGACCCUGCCAAAAAUACAAAUGACAGCCAGUGAAGGGGCUGAUUUGUCAGGUCCAAACAUUUAGCCACAGUCAUAGAAGAACACACCAAGUUACUGCACAAACAUGUUCUUCUAUUUCAGCUGAUGGACUGAGGUCUGUGAACUGCUUAUAUGUUGCUACUUAUAUACAUGAUGCUGUUAAAUAAAUGCAGCAUUGAACUGGGUACUUCCAUUUCAAACAGUGUUUUAUUAAACAAUUCAACAUAUCCAUGUGAACACACAAAUCUGUUUCCGUCAUGUGUGGCACAGGAAGUGAAUAUCUAUGUGUUCCAUAUGUUGAGUUAUUAAGAGUAUAGUGUGAAAACAGAGGGUUAAGUAAAACAUUUUUUAUGUUGUGUAUGACUUUGUUAAGAGGAAAGGCCUCCUCUGUCUAGGAAUAAAGCUUUGGAAAGCUC
This is a messenger RNA of Scatophagus argus, 2551 nucleotides long. RefSeq names its product polynucleotide kinase 3'-phosphatase. The record is from RefSeq and is a predicted model, not a curated record. The coding region runs from base 224 to 2077 and encodes 617 amino acids. The transcript is spliced from 17 exons. Lineage: Eukaryota; Metazoa; Chordata; Actinopteri; Scatophagidae. Gene Ontology annotation, molecular function: double-stranded DNA binding; ATP-dependent polydeoxyribonucleotide 5'-hydroxyl-kinase activity; polynucleotide 3'-phosphatase activity. Gene Ontology annotation, cellular component: nucleus. Gene Ontology annotation, biological process: DNA repair.